Candida tropicalis MYA-3404 is the source of this 855-nucleotide messenger RNA. RefSeq names its product carnitine:acyl carnitine antiporter (gene CRC1). Lineage: Eukaryota; Fungi; Ascomycota; Pichiomycetes; Serinales; Debaryomycetaceae. Gene Ontology annotation, biological process: mitochondrial transport; carnitine transmembrane transport. Gene Ontology annotation, molecular function: O-acyl-L-carnitine transmembrane transporter activity. Gene Ontology annotation, cellular component: mitochondrial envelope. Bases 1 to 855 code for a protein of 284 amino acids. The transcript has a single exon. The record is from RefSeq and is a predicted model, not a curated record.
AUGGACGACGUUGACUCAGCUUUAGCCGAUAAUGUUAAAUCUUUUGCCGCUGGUGGUUUUGGUGGUAUUUGCGCCGUUUUAACCGGUCACCCAUUUGAUCUUGUCAAGGUUAGAUUACAAACUGGUUUGUACAAAUCUUCAGUCCAAUGUGUUAAAGAAACCAUUUCAAAAGAUGGAUUACGUGGUUUAUAUAGAGGGGUUUUACCUCCAUUAUUGGGUGUCACUCCAAUGUUUGCUGUUUCCUUCUGGGGUUAUGAUGUUGGUAAGAAAUUAGUUUCAUCAUUUACUGGUAAAGCUGUUGAGAAUUUUGAAAUUAAAGAUAUUUCUACUGCUGGUUUUAUUAGUGCCAUUCCAACCACUUUGGUUGCUGCUCCUUUUGAAAGAGUUAAAGUCAUGAUGCAAAUUCAAGAAGGUGCUAAAUCAAAAUCAAUGGGUGGUGUCAUUGCUGAAAUGUACAGAACCGGUGGUAUUAGAUCAAUCUUUAAAGGUACUGUUGCUACUUUAGCUAGAGAUGGUCCAGGUUCUGCUUUAUAUUUUGCAACUUAUGAAUAUGUCAAGAAAGAAUUGAGUGCUCCAGGUGAAGACUUGUCUUUGUUUGCUAUUACAACUGCUGGUGGUUGUGCAGGUAUUGCUAUGUGGUUGGGUGUUUUCCCAAUUGAUACUAUCAAAUCCACUCAACAAUCCUCCAACGUCAAAGUUUCCAUCUCACAAGCUACCAAGAGUAUUUAUGCUAAAGGAGGUAUUAAAGCAUUCUUCCCUGGUGUUGGUCCAGCCUUAGCAAGAGCUUUCCCAGCCAAUGCAGCCACAUUCCUUGGUGUUGAAUUGGCCAGAAAAUUCUUAGACCAACUCAUAUAA